CCACCAUCUCCGAUAUGUCUCUCCAUUUUAGCAGUUGAAAACUACAACUCCCUUAGCAUACAGUGCCUGUCAUUACUGUAUUGUGCAUGGCUUCUGUUGGUAAGAAUAAAAAGAGGUCGCCAAGCAAGCCUCAAACAGGUAGAUCAUUAAAUGGUUUGAAGAGUUCGCUAUCGUAAUUCACACUUCGGUUCAUGAUGGAGAUGGAGGAUGGCAGACCUUUGUACGAGCAGAGGUUUGACGCCGCUGUCAAAGUUAUACAAAGCUUGCCUCCAGACGGUUCCUUUCAGCCCUCUAAUGACAUGAUGCUCAGGUUUUACAGUUACUACAAACAAGCCACACUUGGACCCUGCAACAUACCCAGACCUGGCUUUUGGGAUCCGGUGGGAAAAGUGAAAUGGGAUGCAUGGAGUGAUCUGGGAGAUAUGCCCAAGGAAGAGGCUAUGACCGCUUACGUUGAUGAAAUGAAGCUGAUCCUUGAGGGCAUGCCCUGUACAGAUGAGGUAGAGCAGCUUCUAAAGGUGCUGGGCCCGUUCUACGAACAGGUGGAAGAGAAAAAGCAGAUACAUCAGGUGUCAGACCUGUCCGCAGCCCGUUUGACAAGGUUUGCUCGGCAACUUGAAGGUUUUGGAACCAUGCUAACAUCAGCACCUUCAAAAAGUGUCACAAAGAGCCUCAUUAGGACAAUGGAAAUGAAUGGCACUUUGGAGACACGGCAACCCAGACAGGCUGUUGAACCUCCGAAGCUCAAAGUCAUGGCACUGAAGGAACAGGGGGAGGAAGAGGAGUUUGAGUUUGAUGAGGAAGAUGAGAUGGAGGAUAGAAAAUUAGAAAUUGUUGAGAUAAAAGAGGUGAAAAAAGCCUCAGCCCCACAGCCGAAGAAAAAUGGCUCAUCCAGGAGACCUAAAGUACCCCUGUCCAAUGGUAAUGUGUGGAAUGGAGUGGGCCACCUCCCCAAUGGGACCCAUACCUCCAAGGCUGCACUGAACAGUGAGGACUCAGAGGAGGGCCUCACCAACAGCACCCUGCCCUUGGAGCCCCAUGUCCAAGUCAACGGCCACCACGCAGAUCUCGACGCGGAUGUAUUCAGGCCCUAUCGCGCGGCCAGUGACUCAGACAGCGAGGUCUACUGCGACUCCAUGGACCAGUUUGGCCUGGAAGAGGGCUCUGAGGCACAAACAGACCGCUGUCUGGAGCUGGAUGAGGAGCAUGAGGAAAAGGGGGGAGAGUCUUCAGGGCACAGUCCAGGUGCCCAGAAGGCCUUGCAGGGUAGCGGGGGGGACGGGGAGCGGUGGGGGGGGGCGCGGGGACACCAGGGCAGUCUGAAAGAGCAGAUUGUAGUGGCGCUGGCCAGACUGCAGGAAGACAUGCAACGUGUCCUGGAGAGACUGCACACACUGGAGGCCCUCACUGCAUCCCAGGCAAGGUCAUCGGUUCAACCAUACCCACCAUCACCCCUGGCAAAGAAUAGUAAGAAACCAUCCUGGUGGCCUUUCGACGUGACUCCCAGCACUGUAGCCUUUGCUGUUGUGUGGCCAUUUUUGGUGCAGUGGCUUAUCCGCCAAUAUCUUCAACGUAGGAGAAGACGAAUCAAUUGAAAAAUCUCCCAGCCCAAAUACACAAAGUGACGAGGAGAAGAUUCUCAGCAGUCUUUGGUUUGUUCCGGCACCUCCUUUAUGCUUUCCCCCACACCUCUGUAACUCUAGCUUUUGCGCUAUGAAGAUUGCA
Molecule: messenger RNA, 1725 nt
Organism: Oncorhynchus gorbuscha (pink salmon)
Lineage: Eukaryota; Metazoa; Chordata; Actinopteri; Salmoniformes; Salmonidae
Product: acyl-CoA-binding domain-containing protein 5A-like
Biological process (GO): autophagy of peroxisome; fatty acid metabolic process
Cellular component (GO): peroxisome
Molecular function (GO): fatty-acyl-CoA binding
Source: RefSeq, a predicted model, not a curated record